Xenopus laevis (African clawed frog) is the source of this 1412-nucleotide messenger RNA. It is a transcript of the gene omd.L, whose product is annotated as osteomodulin. The transcript has 3 exons. Bases 107 to 1357 code for a protein of 416 amino acids. The record is from RefSeq and is a predicted model, not a curated record. Lineage: Eukaryota; Metazoa; Chordata; Amphibia; Anura; Pipidae.
GUUUGACAUUCAGUCAAGUCAGCAUUUUAACCAAGAAGACCUGUCUCAGCCUUCAUUCAGAGAAAAAAGGGCACAAUCAUCCAGGCUGUGAAAGCAUUAAAGAAGAAUGGAUAUUAGUAUCAAAUUAUCAAUUAUAGCCUUAAUAUGCUUAUCAAGAGGACUUUGCCAGUAUGAGGGCUACGACUAUGAAACGGAUUAUGAUCCAGAACCCAAUGAACCAUAUCAUCCACCAGUUCAGUUCACACAAAAUGUAGACUAUAGUGACCCACAAAUAAUUUACACAAAUGACUGUGCUAGAGAAUGCUUCUGUCCACCAGGCCUAAUUAUGUACUGUGACAAUCGAAAGCUUAAGAAUAUUCCAAAAAUUCCGUCCCGUAUUCAACAGCUUUACCUACAGUUCAAUGAUAUUGAAGCUGUGACUAUGAAGUCUUUUAUAAAUGCUACUUCCUUGAAGGAAAUUAAUCUGAGUCAUAACAAAAUUAAAUCAAACAAGAUUGAAGUUGGUGUGUUUGCAAAGCUUCGAAAACUGGAGCAAAUCUUUAUGCAUCACAAUGAUUUAGAGGAGAUUCCAUUUGAUCUUCCCGGUUCUGUAGAGAGACUGUCCCUUGCCUUUAACAAGAUUGUCAGAAUAAAUGAUGAUGAUCUGCAGGGACUAGUAAAGUUAACCAUGCUUGAUCUGUGCAAUAACCACAUUGAUAAUGUUAAAUCAAAGACUUUGAACAAACUUGGGAGACUUAUGCAACUAAACAUGUGCAACAAUAAAUUGCAUUUCAUGCCUGCAAGUCUACCACCAUCUCUCAUGUAUUUAUCAAUUGAGAACAAUUCAAUCUCCAACAUCCCUGAUGAUUAUUUUACAAAUCUUCCAAAUCUACUAGCAGUUCGUAUGUCACACAACAACCUAGAGGAAAUCCCUACAAAGAUGUUUAACCUUCCUAAUCUUGUGGAAUUAAACCUGGGUCAUAACAAGCUACAACACGUUUUCUUCAUCCCAAGAUCACUUCAGCACUUGUACAUUGAGGACAAUGAGUUGGAAAGUUUAAAUAUGACAAUAAUGUGUCCAAAAAUUGAUCACUCCAACACCAAUCGCCUAACAUACCUCCGUGUAGAUCAAAACAAGUUAAAGGCUCCGAUAAGCACUUUUGCUUACCUUUGUUUCCCAAACAUGCAACGCAUUUAUUAUGGUGAACAGAAACACGCUGAAGGUGAAACUCCAAAGGUACAGGAGCCUAUGCUUACCCAUCCCUCAGUGUCAGAAGAAGAGGAUGAAGAUGAAGAUGACGAUGACAGAGAAGGCAUUGCUGAAUAUCGCCAUGAAGAAUAUGGAGUAGAAGAUAACUUUAAUUAUUACUCAUAUUGAUCAUUAUCUGGAUAAUCACUCCAGUAACGUAAUACACGAAAACUUUAAAAAUAAU